AUGGCUUACGAUGGAUACCGUUCGACCCCUAAUUCCUACCAGACGGGCAACUUGAACAUGACCUCCGAUCCGACCGAUCCUUACGGACCACCGCAUCCUCCAUAUCCCUCUCGCCAUGAAAACGAUUACCUGAACAUGCCCCAACCGCAGAUGCCUCAGCCCGCAUCGGCUACCUCAAACAUGGACCAGCCAUAUCCAGAACCUCCCCGCCCGGAGAGUACGAACUCGGGCCAUCUGAACGAUGCUAUCAGUUCCGCUGUCCAUAUUAAUGGGUCUUCCGCCUACCUGUCUCCCGAUGUCUUGCAGCAGAUUACCGCGACCGUGAUCCAGCAGCUCAAAGCUAGUGGCUUGGAGAAUAGCAACCUGCCCGGGUCUGGUCAGCCUCCUGCUCGAUCGCAGUCACUGCAGCCUCCCUACUCGACGGCAGACUUGGCUCCUCGACCACACUCCGAGUCUCCACCGAUUCCUUCUCAGAGAAGCGAAUCAGUGCCUUUCGUCGAUCCCAUGUCUAAAAGCUAUGAUACGCACCCAUAUGUGCCACCCUCUGCCUACUCGAAUGAUCCUCAGUCAAGGACGCAACAAUCACCAGAGUCGUUUUCUAGGCGUCGUGAGUCGAUGUCUAGCCAAGGGAGUCAGGCACCACGCCCCAAGGGCCCGGAGCGUGACACCACAGUGAUGGAGAUGACGACACUGGAGAGAAUUUGGGGAAAGCUUUUUGAAGAUGGAAAGCCUACAAAGAGACUUGGUCAAUUUUUGCGCGGAAUUGCAAUGCACUUGAUCGAAGAUUACCCACCGGGAAAUACCCUUGUCAUUGUCCCCGACAAGCUGCAAAAGUUUUAUGCCGACACCAAUGUUUCGCUAGAUAAAUAUCCUUGGAAAGAUAUAUUUGAUGACCGCACCUCCUCCAUCUCGAGGCUGUUCCGCGACGUGGAAGUGGAACACCACCUGGUCCAGUCGGCUGAUCUCAAAGAACGACCCGAUAUCCCGGGGCUGACGCCGAAAGGAUUUGAAAAAUGGGUUACCAUGAUGAUUCAAGCCCAUCCAGACCGAGAAUACGAGCGCUUGCAAAAGGCUGUACUCAACAUGCCAAUCAGCAAUCCCGAUGACAAGAAAGAGCGGUUCCCGAAAGAGAUCCCGCGCCGGCUCUUCCCUGACACCGCUGAUAUUCAACUAAGAGAGGAGACCGAGGAAUAUAUAAUGAAGCACUGCGGAGUUGAUCUGCCUCGCAUCACCGAUCAGGAACGCGAGCUCUCACGACCAGCGACUGCAAAGAGAUCCCCCGAGCCAGCCAUUUCAUCCUCCGGCCGGGCUCGGUCAUACGAACGAGGACGCCCUCCACCUACUUCUGCCUCUGCAUCUUCCGUAUCAUCUUCGGCUGUGGUUGAUGACGAAGAUGAAGAAGUUACACCCUCAGUCUCCAUCGAGCGCGAGAGAAAGCCAUACAGCGCUCACCCGGGACGCGGCAAACAAUAUAAAGAGUCGGGCUCAGGCCACUCUCGCACUGGCAGCUCAACUGGCUCCUUCUCCACAUCCAGACCAGCAGAUAUCACGGGUACGACCUCGACCUUGAACUCUACCUCGGACCCCUUGAAGCACCGGCCGGCGGAAAAGUUUGACCGCGAUUCCCGCUAUGGUCGAACUGGCUCCGGCCCCGCUUCUCGACGAUUCUCGCGAACAUCCCGCAGCUCGUCUCGUGGGAUGAACACACGUCCUGGAGACUAUCGACACUCGGAAGGCGAUUUGCAUAGCCGCGACAACACACCCCGAUACGACGGCAUAUCUGCCGCGGAUCUAUACAUGGAGUCUCCAACUUCUAUCCUGCCCGAUAGUGACGAUGGCCGUCGGUUCAAAGAUCAUCGUAGCAGUCGCAGUGGCGAGGAUUAUCAUCGUGGUAUGCUUGGUGGACACGGUGGUGGACCGGUCAAGUACUACCACUGA
Penicillium waksmanii is the source of this 1938-nucleotide messenger RNA. RefSeq lists its product as uncharacterized. The record is from RefSeq and is a predicted model, not a curated record. NCBI's taxonomy places the organism in Eukaryota, Fungi, Ascomycota, Eurotiomycetes, Eurotiales, Aspergillaceae. The transcript has 3 exons. The coding region runs from base 1 to 1938 and encodes 645 amino acids.